Mercenaria mercenaria is the source of this 6041-nucleotide messenger RNA. Its product is annotated as uridine phosphorylase 2-like. Gene Ontology annotation, biological process: uridine catabolic process; nucleotide catabolic process. Lineage: Eukaryota; Metazoa; Mollusca; Bivalvia; Venerida; Veneridae. Gene Ontology annotation, molecular function: uridine phosphorylase activity. Gene Ontology annotation, cellular component: cytoplasm; cytosol. The record is from RefSeq and is a predicted model, not a curated record. The transcript is spliced from 9 exons. Bases 339 to 1298 code for a protein of 319 amino acids.
GGGAAUAAUGGAGCUGAAAUAUGAAAAGGUGUCUGGAAACUGGUUACCAACCAGUACUGCUGAUAAAAGAUCACUGUUUCAGGACUUACAGAAAAUGACAAAAAAUAUGUGUAUUGUUAACAAUAUAACAUCUGUACACAAGACAUGGUUCUCUGUUUGAAUAUAUAAUGUAAUUUUACUGUGAUACAGUUGACUGCAUACAAAUACCAGUAAAAUUGAACAUAUUUCCACUCUUGUCAUGCUAACUAGUGCAUCCUCUGACUGGGCUUAAGAGAGCUGCUUUAAUUUCUUCUAUUCAAGGGCAGCAUUGAAGCAUAUACAGUACAGUUCAUAAAGAAAUGUCAAACUAUCCAAGAUUCAUGGAUCUGGAUGUUGAAAAGGAUAUCAGUGGUCGGAUAACUCCUAGGGAUGGCCCAGUCAGUGUGCGGAACCCUCAUAUAGAACACUUGUCAGAGGAUGUUUUGUACCACUUGGACCUCAGUAACAAAGCCAAUGACUUGCCUGCAAUGUUUUCAGAUGUCAAGUUUGUGUGUUUUGGUGGAUCACCAAACCGUAUGAAAAAGUUUGCUGAAUUCAUGGUGAAGGAAAUUGAUUAUCAGAUUCCUGCGGGUAUGGCACUGAAAGACAUAUCUCAUGGUUCCGACAGAUAUGUGUUGUACAAAGUGGGGCCAGUACUGUCUGUCAGUCAUGGUAUGGGUAUUCCGUCAUUAUCUAUUGUGUUCCAUGAAGUAUUAAAGCUGUUACAUCAUUCUGAAUGUACCGAUGUGAAAUUCUUCAGGCUAGGAACCAGUGGUGGACUAGGUAUAGAGCCAGGGACAGUUGUUAUUACAGAAGCUGCUGUUGAUGGACUGUUAAGACCUUAUAUGGAAGUUGCAACAUUAGGUAUGAUACUGCAGCAUCCAGCUUUCCUUGACAAAAAUCUGUGUGAAGAGCUCCUGGAAAUAGCCAAUGAGGACAAAGCUUACAAAAGUGUCAUUGGCAAAACCAUGUGCACAUACGACUUUUACGAAGGUCAAGCACGACUAGAUGGAGCAUUCUGUGACUUUACUGCUGAAGAUAAGAUGGCGUUUCUGAAGAGAAUACAUGACCGGGGUAUACAGAAUAUAGAGAUGGAGUCUCUCUGUUUUGCUGCUAUGGCACAUAGAGCUGCUGUCAAAAGUGCAAUAAUCUGUUGUACGAUUGUGGACCGGCUAAAAAGUGACCAAAUAACAGCUAGUCAUGAAACACUGGAAGAAUGGCAGAUGCGGCCGCAGAAAAUUAUUGCCAAGUAUAUACGGCAGCAUAUGGGACUGAAAUAGAUGUUGUACUUGUUUUAGAAAGAAAUUUAUAUCAUCCAAUACUCUAUUUAUCUUUAAAUUUUCUCAUUGUUAUUGAUAGGACCAUGAUUAUUCUGACACACAGUAGGCUGUUGAAAAUAAGUGUAUGCAGUUAGGAGUUAAGUCUUGAUACAGAAGGGCAUUGAUAUUCAAAUGAUGUUUAAAGAUAUACUAUGCACAUCUUUUUUCAAAAUAUUUGAGCCAUGCCAUGUGAAAACCAAGAUAGUGGGUUUGUGACCAGCAUGGAUCCAGACCAGCCUGCGCAUCCGCUUUUAAAGCCUACUGCAAUUAGAGAAACUGUUAGUGAACAGCAUGGAUCCUGACCAGACUGCGCGGAUGUUGAUUUUCUCAUGGCGCGGCUCAUUUUGUUUUUAGGUAUUAUUAAGGUUAAAUGUAGGAAAUCCUCAUCAUAUUUAUUUAACUUAACUAAAUAUAAAAGCUUACUGUAUAUGCAGAGCUGCAUUCACAGUUAAGUUUGUUUGUUUGUUUGUUUUGGGUUUAAUGCCGUUUUUCAACAGUAUUUCAGUCAUGUAACGGCGGGCAGUUAACCUAACCAGUGUUCCUGGGUUCUGUACCAGUACAAACCUGUUCUCUGCAAGUAACUGCCAACUUCCCAACAUGAAUCAGAGGUGGAGGACUUAUGAUUUCAGACACAAUGUCGUUUAUCAAAUAGUCACAGAGAACAUACACCCCGCCCGAGGAUCAAACUCACGACCCAGCGAUCCGUAGACAAACGCUCUACUUACUGAGCUAAGCGGCGGGCUGCAUUCACAGUUAAAUAUCAUUUUGUAACAACCACUCUCAGCUUUUUCAGUGGGAGUACAAAUUCAUACUGUGGCUAGUUCUACAUUUAUUUACUUUGUACUAUUUUUAAAUUAACACACUGUUAUAUUUAUAUUGACAAACAUGUUUAUUUCAUAUUUUAAAGCCACUGUGUUUUUAUAUGCCUGUUUUGGAAAACAGACAUAUGAUUGUGUGUGUGUCUGUUCGUCUUUCAUUCGGUCUUAUUCGUGUUGGAGCAUUAGUAGUCAAGGUAUUAAAACUUAGUGUAGUUAUAUAUAACUAGAUGGCAAUGAGCAAAAACAAACUGGUAGGUCAAAGGUUAAGGUCACAAAUUGAGAUCAAAGGUCAAAUCUGACAUAAUAUUUUGUGUCAGGUGCAUAACUUAAAAAAUUAUUGACUUCAGCCUUGGCAUAUAGGUAGGUGUUGACAAAAUGAAGUGGAGAGUGCAUGAACAGUGUUUGUAGUUCAAAAGUUACAGUCAUAAAUUGAAUCAAAGGUCACAUAUGUCUGUCAUAAAUCAAAGGUUAAGGUCACAAAUUGAGUUCAAAGGUCAAAUCUGUCUGUCAUACACAACUUAAAAAUUAUUCAAGCUAUUGACUUGAAACUUAUAAUAUAGGUAGGUGAUGAUGAGAUGCUGUGCAGAGUGCAACUACCCACAUUCUAAUAUGAUUAGCAAUGCAUAAAUCACCACAAAGGUAUUAUGUUGACGUCAUGUCAAUAUGAUAUUUAGUGCCAUGUACACAUCGAGAAGUAGCGCUCACAAAUUAGAUAAAAUAUUUUACUUAAAAACAUGUUAAAAUGAAGUGUACCUAGCACAACUGUCUUGAUUAAUUUACACACACAUGAACUUGGUUAUUAGCUGUGCAGAAUAAUUCACCAUCAUUUGCAUCCUAAUGGAACUGCCAGACAUAUUACUAUUUCCGGUCCUGGUAUGUAUAAACAAAGGAGCGUGACAGCCUACCAUUUGGUGCCAUACAUGUGCCAAGAAACAGUUCUAUCAUAUUUUUUAACUUUUACAAUAAAAGACGUGUUAGUAUCAAAAUUUUUUAAAGCAAAAUCGUAUUUAAGCAGUAUUCAUACACUCUGGCUGUUAUAUAUCAUACGAAAUAAUUGAACUCUUGCUGCGCCCUUGUGAAAUUAUUAAGCCCGACAUAUAACCACCCAUCGUAUAUAAAUAGUGUUAAAAUACGUUUUGCUAUAAAUUAAUUCUUAAUUACUCCUCCCCCUUUAAUCCCUUUUAAAAACCUUAUUUGAGCCGCACCAUGAGAAAACCAAGAUAGGGCAUUUGCACAUCCACGCAGUCUGGUCAGGAUCCUUGCUGUUCGCUUUCAAAGCCUAAUGCAAUUAGAGAAACCGAUAGCGAACAAUAUGGAUCCUGACCAAGCUGCGUGGAUGCGUAGGCUGGUCUGGAUCCAUGCUGGUCACAAACGCGCUAUGUUGGUUUUCUCAUGGUGUGGUUCAUUUCACAUUUUACUUCCUUUAUAUGCACACAUUACACUGAGGUGCAGUAAAAUUUACUGUGAAUACUUACUUGAUGAAUGAUAUUAUUUCUCUUUAUGUAUUUAAAUGAUUAAGUUCUAAGCUUAUGAUACAACUUUGCUUUGAUAUAUGGUUACCUUCUGGUGCUCGUCCUCCAUUGACCUAAAACAUCGGGCGUAUAUCACCCCACUUUUUGUAAUGUGUUUUCAGGUAUGAAAUGUGGGCAUAAUAUAACUUAAAAGGUAAUUUGCAAAGCUGAGCCAAGCGUCUUAAGAAAUAUUUUCUUUGAAAACUUUUCAGCCUACUGUUGUGUGGCUGUUUAUCUGUUAUACAUUCCACAUCAUGCUAGUUAUAUUUAUUGUACAUUAGCAGCAUCAUGGUAUUUGUUUCAUGGUGUUUGAAAAUUGCCAUAGUUCAGUGCAAUAUCAUUAACAGUAACAUGUUAAAUGUUCUGCUUACAUUAAAUCUGUAAAUGGUGGUGCUGUGGUCCAGUGGUAAAAUGCUUGCCUGUCAGUCAAGAGGUUGUGGGUUUGAAUCCUGGCCCAGGCACUGGAAAUUAUUUCUGAGAUGCUCGACAGUGUCUCUCAUCCAACUAAGAGCCCAGUACUGUUUUUUCUUUCAACUGUGCCACUUGUUAUUACAUUAUAUACGUCUUCAUUCUAUAUAUCAAAAUGUUACUUGAAUGUUCAGUAUUGUACUGUUAACAGAAAUGUUCUGUAUUAUUUGUUAGAUAUAUAACUAUUGUUAUUAAUAUACUACAGCUGAGAGUUAAUAUUGUUAUAUGUUGUUAAGUUUUUAGCUUACCUGAGCAUAAAGUGCUCAUGGUGAGCUUUUAGGAUUGUUGGAUGUCCAUUGUCCAUAUUUUCUUUGAAGAACAUCUUCUACUGAACCUGGGGCCUCAGUGGCUGAGAGGUUAAGGUUGUUGACUUUGAGUCACUUGGUCCUCAUAACCUCACUUGGGGCGUUGAAUUCUUCAUUUCAGGAAGCCAUCCAGCUGGCUUAAGGAAGGUCAGGGGGUUCUAUCCAAGUGCCCACUCGUGAUGAAAUAGUGCACGGAGAAGCAUCUGGAAUCUUCCUCAUCCACUGAAGCUGGAAAGUAGCCAUAUGACCUGCAGUUGUGUCAGUGUAAUUGUUAAACCCAACAAAAACAAACAGCUGUACUGAACCACUAAGCCAGUUUCAGCGAAACUUCACAGUUCCUUGUGUAGCUGUCCUUCAUUCUCUUCCAAGUCUACGUCAUCCAUGCACAAUUCUGUUUGCCAUGGCAAAAUUAUUUUGAUUUUUUUAAAGAAAUGGGAUAGUUUUCACUAAAUGUUUCUCUAAAAGACGUUUCUUACAAAGCUGAACCUACAGAAGACACUCAACUACUGUACUGUUUUUUUUUAUUUGUCAAAAACACAUAAUUGCCAAGACUAAAAAUAAAGAUAUCCGCAAAUGACAUGUUCUCCAAAAUUGCUUUUCAGUUUGAUUUUGAAAUCAUUUCAUAGAAUUGUUUUUUUGGGGGGACCCUCCUCCAAAAUCGUUGAAAUCAUUUUGACUUGUCAAAAACAAAUAAAUGGACUCCAGAGGCUCAGAGCUAAAAAUAAAAAAUACCAUUGUCAGUUUUCAAAUAUCAGACCGCUGUUAAAAAGUAUUCUGUUUUGCCAAAAGCUUAACCUCCAGAGGGUAUUGUCACUUUUUCCACUGUGUAUAUAUGAUGCAGAGAAUUUAAACAUCACCACAUUACACCAGACCAGUUCCUGCAAAGCCCUUAGCAGUACAACUGAAUCUGCAUAUGCCACAACAAAUUGACUAACCAAAAAACGUAAGUUUCAAUGCUGCUUUAUAUACAAGUACACAUCAGUUCUGCUUCAACAUUUGCAUAUACUCAAAUCUCUGUUAUCGUGUCUCACAAAUCAGUGAAGUUUUAGUCUUUUUAACUGAUUCGGACAAGAGAAUCUAUAUAUAUUCUUUCUCUGAAAUUUAACUCGAUCACAAGGAUACAAUGAAUUUAUAGUGUGCAUUAAGAGAGAUAGUGUGCAUUAAGAGGUAUAAUUAAAUUCAGAACACUUUACUUUCCAAUAUGUGAGAUCUGCAAGAAUACGAGACCGCAUUGUAAAAGAGAGAGAUUUAUAUAAACCAAUCACCACCACAAUACGCCAGACCUGUGCAAUGAGUUACGACAAAGCGCCUAGCAGUACAAACAAGGGUGUGUUCUACACAACAAAUCCACUAACCCCUAAAAACAAUUAGUUUUGAUAUAUAGUGGUUUUAUCUUUGUCAGAAAACACUGGCAUUUCAAAAUAAAUUCACAGAUACUUUGCUUGCCUGAUCUUGUACCAGAAUUAUUCAAGGAAGCUAUGAAUCUCAUGUGAGCGAUAUAGGACCCUGUUGUUAACACAUUUUUCAAGUUUCUUUUUAGUAAUAGCUUUGUAACCUUGUUUUAUACAUAUUUAUAUUACAAUAGAAAGAUUUAAAUGAAAA